This is a messenger RNA of Selaginella moellendorffii, 1713 nucleotides long. Its product is annotated as pentatricopeptide repeat-containing protein At4g02750-like. Gene Ontology annotation, molecular function: protein binding; RNA binding. Lineage: Eukaryota; Viridiplantae; Streptophyta; Lycopodiopsida; Selaginellales; Selaginellaceae. Gene Ontology annotation, biological process: RNA modification. The transcript has a single exon. The coding region runs from base 1 to 1713 and encodes 570 amino acids. The record is from RefSeq and is a predicted model, not a curated record.
AUGGAGAGAAGGCAAUGCUUGGAGCAAAUCCAAUCGUGUAGGACGCUUGCCGAAGCCGAGAAUCUCCACUCGCGCAUCCCGCCAUGGAUGAGCUCCGACAAAUUCGUGGCCAAGAAGCUUAUCGAGAUGUAUGGACGGUGUGGGAGCCUGGCAAAAGCGCGAUCCAUUUUCGAUGCCAUCGACGGCCCAAAAGAUUCGUUCGCAUGGAAUCUUCUCCUCGCAUCGUACUGCAGGAACGCAUCUCUGGAAGAAUCCAGGCACAUCUUCUUCCAGAUUCCCAAUCCAGACCUUGUGGCGUGGACAACCAUGGUAUCUGCAUAUGCCCAGGCAGGGCAUCCACUGCAAGCCAGGGAGUUCUUUGUAAGAAUGCCACAGUGGAAUAUGGUGACGUGUAACUCCAUGUUGGCCGCUUACGCACAAAACGGACAUGUUGAGGAGGCCAAGUUUGUGUUUGACUUUUUGCCAGAGCAAAAUCUUGUGUCUUGGAACUCUAUGCUUGCGGCAUAUACCCAAAACGGGCAUUUGGAGAAAAUGAGACAAAUCUUUGGCUCAAUGCCUGUUCAUGAUUUAAUCUCCUGGUGCUCUGUGUUAAGCGCUUACGUCCAACAUGAAAAGCUUGAGGAAGCAGUGUCAGUGUAUGACUCAAUGCCGGAGAGAGAUUUAAUUACUUGGAACGCCAUGCUUGAUGGAUAUGCAAAAACCGGACAUUUACGAAAAGCCAAAACUUUGUUUGACUCGCUGCCACAGAGAAACCUGAUCUCGGUCACGGUUCUUCUGGUGGGCUUUGCGCAGUCCCGGAAUCUUAGCGAUGCAAAGAGAAUCUUUACGACAAUGCCCGAGAGAGACACUGUGUCGUGGACUGCUAUGCUCGCUGCAUAUACGCAAAACGGUCAUUUGGAGGAAGCCAAGCUCGUGUUUGACACGAUGCCGCAGCGGAGUUUGGUCUCUUGGAACGCGAUACUCUCUGCUUUUGUGCAAAACGGCGUCCAUCUCGAGCAAACCAAGGCUCUGUUCGACUCGAUGCCGGAGAGAGACAUGGUGUCUUUCAAUGCAAUGCUCGCGGCUUACUCGUGGAGCGGCUACGCGGAAGACGCAGCGAAAAUGUUUGGCAUCGAACUUCCGGACCGAAACCUUGUCUCCUGGAACACUCUCCUAUCUGGAUUCGCCGAGAACGGUCAUGUUUGCCAAGCUCGAUCCCUGUUCCUCCAAAUGCCCGAGCGAGAUCUGCUCUCCUGGAGUGCCAUGCUCGUCGCCUUUGCGCAAAAUGGACGCUUCGCCUCGGCCCUUGACACAUUCGAAUCCAUGAAAACGCUCGAGCUUCCCGACCACCUAUGUUUCCGGGAGAUCUUUCUCGUUUGCAACCACGUCGGGAAGGCUUCCAUGGGAAGAUCACAUUUUGCUUCCAUGCAGUUGGACUUCGAGCUGGAGCCGACCAAGCACCACUUUUGCUGCAUGGUGGAUCUCUUGAGCCGGGCUGGUUAUCUCGAAGACGCAGAGGAUUUGAUCAAAACCAUGCCUUUUCUGCCGGAUGUGGUCGAAUGGACGAGCUUGCUCGCUGCUUGCAAGAGCUAUGGCGAUGUUGAGCGAGGUACUCGAGCGGCACAAGCGGUGUGUGAGUUCGAGCCCGAGAAUGGUGGGUUUUACGUGUCACUGGCCACCGUGCAUGCCAUUAAGAAAAUAGUGGCGAAGGAUUUGCUUUGCCCUAAUUUUUGA